AUGAGCGACCUGCAAAAGACCUUCGCCAAGUCCAAGCUGGCGAGCCUGCCGCCGGAGCCCCCAUUGCGGGAAGAAGAGCAAGAGCCGGACCUCGAACAACAGCAAACCGAAGACGAUUCCUCGUCGGCAUCGUCCAUGUCCUCGACCGGCACCGUCGUGCCCACAGCCACGCAGAAGCCCGCUCCAGCCAACACAGACUGGAUGCGCUACUUUGCGCAGGAGCUGUAUCUCGAACACAGCGACGGCAGCGCAGCAGGAUCGCCGCACACCAAAUACCACGUAUACGUGACGCCACCGGCGACGCCCAAGACGCCGCUGAUUGUGCUACACCACGGAGCGGGCUCAUCGGCGCUGACAUGGGCGCUCUGCGCGCGCGAGAUCCGCCGCAUGAUGCCGGACGUGGGGAUUCUGGCGGUCGAGGCGCGCGAACACGGCUCCGCGGUGUAUGAGGCGGACGGGACGCGCAGCACGGACAUGGGGCUCGCGCGGCUGCGGGGCGACUUGCUUGCGAUGCUGGCACUGACGCAGGCGCGGCUGGGGUGGGCGGCCCUGCCGCCGUUACUGCUCGUGGGACACAGUCUGGGGGGCGCGGUGGUGGUGGAUGCGGCGCGCAGUGGGGAGCUUGGCGGCGCGGUCAUUGGUUAUGCCAUCUUGGAUGUGGUGGAGGGGUCCGCGAUGGAGGUGCUGGGCCAUAUGCGCACGUAUUUGGCUGGUCGGCCCGGCAUCUUUCGCAGCGUGGAUGCGGCUGUUGAGUGGCAUGUUCGGUCGCGCACGCUGAGGAACCCGACUAGUGCGAGGGCUUCCGUCCCUAGUUUGCUGGUGCAGACGGAGAGUGGGAAGUUUGUCUGGAAGACGGACUUGGGCAGGACGGAGCCGUUUUGGAGCGAUUGGUUCACGGGUAUGAGCUCGAAGUUUUUGAGCGCGAGGGGCGGAAAGCUGCUACUGCUGGCGGGGACGGAUCGGUUGGAUAAGGAGCUUAUGAUUGGGCAGAUGCAGGGCAAGUUCCAGCUGCAAGUCUUCCCCGCAGCCGGCCACUUCAUCCAAGAGGAUCUGCCAGAUCAGACGGCACAGUCGAUUGUCGAGUUCUUGAAACGGAAUGAUAGGAGCACCCUCGUGCUGCCGCCGAAGGUCUCGGACCUCCUUGCGCAGGGGAAAAAGAUUUGA
Messenger RNA from Aplosporella prunicola CBS 121167, 1164 nucleotides. RefSeq lists its product as uncharacterized. Gene Ontology annotation, biological process: protein demethylation. Bases 1 to 1164 code for a protein of 387 amino acids. The transcript has 2 exons. Lineage: Eukaryota; Fungi; Ascomycota; Dothideomycetes; Botryosphaeriales; Aplosporellaceae. The record is from RefSeq and is a predicted model, not a curated record. Gene Ontology annotation, molecular function: protein methylesterase activity.